AAUUUAGAUGGCCAAUUCAUCGUCGCCCCCCGAGCUCCCGCAGGACAGUGACGACGUCUUGGAGCUGAACAAAGAUUUAGAAAGGAUUAUUGAAGACACUGAAAAUAUAUCGGUCCAGCUGACCUGGAUGGCUUAUGAUGUGGUGGCACUGCGGACCAGGCCGGAGCUCGGGGCCUCUAUGAGCAAACUGGAGGAAGCCUAUCACAGAUGCAGAGUUGCAGUCUGUGGAGACCGAGACCAGGAGCUCAAUGAGUACAGAUGAACCAGCUGCCACAAAACUAACCCAGAUGUAAUAUAGCCAGAGCUUUCAGUUCAUCAGUGCUGCGUUGAGGUUAGGCUAUGACAGCAGCGUUAACCUUUAAAUAUAACUGUUUUGUGUGUUGAACAUACUAUUGCAAUUGCUGUAGUACAAUUUUUCUCUGGGGUAUUUGGAAGGAGACUUGCUUCUGUUCUCUGUAUGUCUGACUAUUAUAAUUCAGAAACGAUUUUUUUAUUCAGUAAGAUACAGACCACAUUUCUUUGGUAGUUAUCAGGUAAUAUGAGCAUGGCCUGAAAAUAUUGGUUGUUUUAUAGUUACUAUAAAAUGUCAACUUUUGACCUGUCCCAUGCCAAAUGAGAACACAAUGUGACUACAGUAUCUCUGGUUUUGUUUCUUGCAGUAUUUUUAGCAAAUGGAAAUGACUUGGGAAUGAGACCUAGUCACAA
This is a messenger RNA of Monopterus albus (swamp eel), 705 nucleotides long. It is a transcript of the gene syce3, whose product is annotated as synaptonemal complex central element protein 3. The coding region runs from base 8 to 262 and encodes 84 amino acids. The transcript is spliced from 2 exons. Gene Ontology annotation, biological process: reciprocal meiotic recombination; synaptonemal complex assembly; spermatogenesis. The record is from RefSeq and is a predicted model, not a curated record. Lineage: Eukaryota; Metazoa; Chordata; Actinopteri; Synbranchiformes; Synbranchidae.